AUGAAGACUUACUCCAAAGAAUUUAUGCUGGGACUGACAUUGACGCACCACGUAUGUAAAAUCAUCAUCCACUACAUCAGUCAGCUCCAACUGGCUCUGAAGGUAGCCUUGACUCAUUUGAAGGGUGUUGCAGCUCUCAUUAGCAGUUUUAAUCCCUCGGUCUGGCAGCAGUCUCCUCCACCUGGCACAAAGGGAGCAACAUCAGAAGGUCAAGCCAGAGACCUGCUGGAUCAAGCUAAAAAAAUAGUGAAGGUCAUGAGAGAGAAUCAGACGAUGGACUUCCAAAAUGACUGGAAGUUAAUCACAGUUUUCUUUAGUGCUGAAAACCCGUGUUCUUCCUGUGCUUCUACACAACCGGUUCCCAAAGCCUUUGUAAAUCUGGUGGAUUCCACUGAGCUUGCAACUUCCCCUCGUGUAUGCCAAGAUCAUGAUAAUGCCAGCAAUCCAGGCAGGAAUCAGUGCAAUUGUGUUGGUGAACACUCUACUGUAGAUGAUAACAUAUUGAGAUGGUCCUAUCAGGAUGCUUGGGAAAAACUUCUGGAGUCUGAGAGGUAUGAUCAAAAGGAUGACUUCACUGUUGUUAUUCAGCCUUCUCUCCAAGAAAUAAAUCUGCUGCUUAGACUGGGAAGGGAUGGCUUCAAUACCAUGUCAAAGACACAAGUGGAAAUUCUGGAAGAAGAUUAUAUUUUCAUGGCUUUGGGUCUCUGGAACAACAUGAUGGAGCCAGUCGGACAGAAGAAGCCUUAUGAUUUCACAAAAAUGCUUCAGGUCCUGUGUCCAUCUCAGGAAAGGAGCUAUGGAACAAGUAUUCCCUGUUCUGGCCGUGGUCCCUCCGAUACGGUCCCAAUGUCAGUUCAUAAUUUGAGACCAGCAGAUAUUCAGGUGAUUGCUGCCCUGGGAGAUUCACUCACGGCAGGUAAUGGGGCAGGAUCAAAACCCCAUAAUGUUCUGGAUGUCAUCACUCAGUACAGAGGUAUUUCCUGGAGUGUUGGAGGAAAUGAAAACAUAAGCACAGUCACAACACUAACAAAUAUUCUUCGUGAAUUCAAUCCUUCCUUGAGAGGAUAUUCCACUGGCACUGGAAAGGAGACUACAGAAAAUGCUGCCUUCAACCAAGCUGUGGCAGGCAGUCGUGCGGAGGAUGUCCCUGCACAGGUUAGAAGACUGGUGGACCGAAUGAAGAAUGAUUCUGUGAAAAUACAUUUCCAACACACUUGGAAGCUUGUAACACUCUUCAUAGGAGGAAAUGACCUAUGUGGAUACUGCAGGGAUCCAAUACGCUAUUCUCCUGAAAACUACACAUAUAAUAUACAAAUUGCUUUGGACAUGCUUCACAGAGAGGUUCCUCGGGCGUUUGUGAAUCUGGUGACAAUCCUUUCUAUAGCAAGCCUCCAGGAACUGUAUGCAGAGAAAAGCAUUAGCUGCCCAAGGCUGAUCAUGAGGAGUUUAUGCCCUUGUGUACUAAACUAUGAUGGCAAUUCCAGCGAAUUCAAUACAUUGAUCUCCUUCAAUAAAAAGUAUCAGGAGAGAACCCGCCAAUUAGUGGAGAGUGGAAGAUAUGACACUAGGGAAGAUUUCACUGUGGUUUUGCAGCCAUUUAUGAUGAAUGUCAGUAUGCCAAAGACACAGGAGGGGUUGCCUGACAGUUCAUAUUUUGCCCCUGACUGUUUCCACUUCAGCCAGAAGAGUCAUUCCCAGGCCGCGCGUGCUUUGUGGAACAACAUGCUGGAACCUGUAGGGCAGAAGACAGAUAAUCAGAAAUUGGAAAAUGAAAUUGUUCUCAAAUGUCCAAAUGAGGCUGAGCCCUUCCUGAGGACAUAUAAGAACAGUAAUUACACUUAUGGAAGCCAGUUGCUAUGUGAGGACAGGACUCCCUCCUCCCCUUCUGCAACUUCAGUGCAUGCCCUAAAGCCAGCUGAUGUGAAAAUUAUAGCAGCCCUUGGGGAUUCCCUUACAGCUGGUACAGGAAUUGCCUCAGAUAAUCUCAUGGAUUUGAGCACUGAAUACCGAGGACUAUCUUGGAGUAUUGGAGGGGAUGCUUCUUUAGAGAAUGUGACAACUCUACCUAACAUCUUUCGAGAGUUCAAUGCUAAGAUCGUGGGCUAUUCGACUGGGACAGGGAGUGUGAAUGAAUCAGACGCAUUCCUUAACCAGGCAGUUCCUGGAGCAGAGGCUGAGCAAUUACCAGACCAAGCAAGAACUCUCCUGAGACUAAUGAAAACUGAUCCUAGAAUUGACUUCAGUGCUGACUGGAAGAUCAUAACAGUGCAUAUUGGAGGCAAUGAUCUGUGCAACUAUUGCAAAGACCCUGAUCAUUACUCAGCUAUAAAUUUCACCAGACGAAUUCAAGAAACCCUUGACAUUCUGCAUGAGCAGUUUGGUAUUCAGAGACUGGUGGAGUCUGGCAGAUAUGACACCCGUGAAAACUUCACAGUGGUGGUCCAGUCUUUCCUCCAAAAUCCCAAGAUUCCUCUUCAUCAGGAUGGGCAUCCAGACAUCUCCUACUUUGCACCUGACUGUUUCCAUCCAAGUCAGAAAGGUCAUUCACAGCUUGCCAGGGCUCUCUGGAAUGCUAUGUUCCAACCUGUAGGCCAGAAAGAUGACUCCUUUGACUUCACAGCUAACAUUACCCUCAGCUGUCCGACUCAGAACAUACCUUUCCUGGGAACUUACAAGAAUAGCAACUACACACACUCACCCGUGGAUCCCACUGAUGAACCAGCUGAGAAUUGGGGCAGUGACCUGUCAUGUUCUGAACAGAUUCCAUCCAGACCUGUCCCAACAUCAGUACAUGAAUUGCGACCUGUUGACAUCAAAGUCAUAGGAGCACUGGGAGAUUCCCUGACUACUGCUGUAGGAGCCCAAGCAACAGAUCCACAAAGAGACUGGAGGGGACUUUCCUGGAGUAUCGGAGGUGACGGGACCCUGGAGACUCAGACUACUUUACCCAGUGAGUAUCCUGGAAAACCAACAUGAGAAAAGGGAAA
Messenger RNA from Struthio camelus australis, 2987 nucleotides. The record is from RefSeq and is a predicted model, not a curated record. Lineage: Eukaryota; Metazoa; Chordata; Aves; Struthioniformes; Struthionidae.